AUGGCAUCAUUCAACGCCGCUCAGACUAGCCAAACACGGCCCACAAGCGAAUCAAACAACAACUGCAACAACCAGAAGAACAUUUGUACUACCGAGGACAACAACAACAGCAACGGCAUUACCAAGAAGGAUUACGAAUACGUCAAAUUCAAACAAGAUAAUAUUGAUCCAGGAGCAACAACAACAACAACGACAACAACCAACAUUAGUGCAAACGAAUUUGUGUUCCCUGAACGAGACAGAGGAUCACGAAACCAUAGCGAUACAGUUGAAGCCAUCGCAAAGAUUAUUGGUGAUAACUUCAGCGCCCACUACUGGCCAACCGAAAAUCUAUCAAGUUCGCAAGCAAACGCAACAGUCGCACCAGUUACAACAGUCGCAACAAACGCAACAGCAAAGACAAAGGAAGAAUAUAAGCUUACAGCAGCUGCAAAGAGCACGCUCAAUAGCAAAACAAAACAGAACAGCGCCAGCGAGUGCCUCAGCAAUCAGGGUACCCUUUUUACCAGGCUCGCCAUCAACGCUGCCUAUACUGAAACAGAGUUCGCCAAUAAAGAAAAACUCAAACUUGGUAGCCUUAACGUCCCCGACGGUGAUAGGAGAACCAAUUCCAAACAAUCCAAACACGAUUACGCAAUUAACGCAAACGCAAAGGCAAACGCCAACGGUGAAUACGUCGACCGACACCGUCUACUAUACGACCGUGUUGGAUUCAACCAAUCUGAACCAGAUUCAGGAACAAUUAUACGCAUUUGUGUGCGCCGUCACAGCAACAACAACAGCAACAAUCGUCGCAUUCAUCUGUGCAAUUUACGCAAACGCAACCACCAAGAACACUAG
Molecule: messenger RNA, 840 nt
Organism: Bactrocera oleae (olive fruit fly)
Lineage: Eukaryota; Metazoa; Arthropoda; Insecta; Diptera; Tephritidae
Source: RefSeq, a predicted model, not a curated record